UUCCAGGAGGAGGGGAGAGAAGAAGGGGGUGGAGGCGGGUGAGAGUGUGCUGAAGCCUUUAAAUUGUGGACAACUUCCAAUGGAUGUGAGUGACAAAGAGAGACUGAGAAACACAAUUAGGGAAAAAAAUCCUGAGGUUGAAAGGAGAGAAGAAGAGGAAGAAAAAGUAGAAGAAGAAGAAAUGAAGGACUUGGCGCAGUCAGUAAAACCCGGGGUGUUUCAGCAGAGGGGAGGUAAAGUAACUCGACCCAAAGUUUGGCUAAAGAAUGAACUCAUUCGUGUGGGACUUGCUGAAUCACUUAGCACAUAUGUCAUGAUGUCAUUGGGCUUGGGGUCUGUGGCCCAGGUAGUGACCGGUCAGGGAGCUUUUGGACAGUACCUCAGCAUCAACCUAGGUUUUGGACUGGCUGUUGCCAUGGGGUCUCAUGUUGGAGGGAAGAUCUCGGGGGCUCAUAUGAACGGAGCCGUAUCAUUCACAAUGUGUGUGUUUCGCCGCCUCCCGUGGAAGAUGCUACCUCUUUAUAUUUCAGCACAGCUAUUGGGGUCAUUUCUUGCAGCAGGGACAAUUUAUGCUGUCUACUAUGAAGCCAUUCAUGACUACUGUAGAGGAAACCUGACUGUGACUGGUGAGAAGGCCACAGCUGGUAUCUUUGCCACCUAUCCUGCUCCAUACCUCUCUCUGAUAGCUGGAUUUUUUGACCAGGUAUUUGGCACAGCGAUGCUACUACUGUGCCUUAUGGCUCUAUCCGACCAGAAGAACAAACCAGCGCCAGCAGGAAGUGAGCCUGCAUUUGUGGGUUUCCUGGUGCUUCUCAUUGGCAUUUCUUUGGGUAGCAACAGUGGUUAUGCCAUCAACCCCACCAGAGACAUAGCACCCAGGGUUUUCACUGCCAUGGCAGGCUGGGGAUCUGAUGUGUUCAGGGCUGGAAAUGGAUGGUGGUGGGUGCCUCUAGUUGCCCCCCCUAUUGGAGGAGUCCUUGGAGCAGGGCUAUACAAGGCUGUUGUGGAACUGCAUCACCCACACCUCUCUGAAGCGGGUGGAGAGAUGGUUGAAGAAGCUGUCCCUCUGGAUAAAGAGAUAAAUACCAUUGAAAAUAUGUGUGUGUGACACCCUAGCU
Messenger RNA from Pelmatolapia mariae (spotted tilapia), 1118 nucleotides. RefSeq names its product aquaporin 7 (gene aqp7). Gene Ontology annotation, cellular component: basolateral plasma membrane; plasma membrane. Bases 80 to 1108 code for a protein of 342 amino acids. Gene Ontology annotation, molecular function: glycerol channel activity; urea transmembrane transporter activity; water channel activity. The record is from RefSeq and is a predicted model, not a curated record. NCBI's taxonomy places the organism in Eukaryota, Metazoa, Chordata, Actinopteri, Cichliformes, Cichlidae. The transcript is spliced from 7 exons. Gene Ontology annotation, biological process: glycerol transmembrane transport; water transport.